AUGUUGAUAGUAAUAAUAAUAAUAGUGACAUUAUUUUUUUUUCCCCCCACUAUAGGUGGAGCCCUGUUGGCAUACGAUUCAAAUUCAGGCACAAACUUCACAAGUAACUCAUCCCAAGGCUUCAGCUUCAUCUGCUUUCCUGAGGUUCACAGCUCGGAUAUCGCAGCCCCUCUUACAUUCUUACUUAUUGCUGCCAUCAUUUCCAAUGUGAUCUUGUUGUUCAUCAUCUUUAUUGAGCCAAAACUUCACCAUCCAAUGUAUUACUUCCUGGCUAUGCUGGCCAUGGUGGACAUUCUUCUCUGCACUGUCACCACACCCAGAGUUUUGCUUAUCCUCUGGACAGAAUAUAAAACCAUAUCAGAAAGUGCCUGCUUUAGUCAAAUGUUCUUCAAUACCUACUGGUCAGCCAUGGAGUCUUCCAUAUUUUUAGUCAUGGCCUAUGACCGGUAUGUGGCUAUCUGCAACCCUCUUCACUACCCUACCAUCAUCACCAAUAAACUUGUGGCCAAAGCUUGCGUGUUCAUUGUUGUCAGGAACUUGGUGGUCGCAUUGCCGCCUCCUGUACUGGCAGCAAGACUUGACUAUUGCGCCAGUAGACAGAUUCGUCAUUGCUUCUGCGAGAAACAUGUCUGUAGAGAAGCUUUCAUGCAGCGACUACACCGCAAGCAGCAUCUUUGGGUUGGUGUGCUUCUUGUUGUUCGGAGGAACAGACGUUUUUCUUAUCAUGGUUUCCUAUUUCCUCAUUCUCCGCAUAGUAGUGAAAGCUCGCUCCUUCAGCGCUGCCUCCAAAGCCUUCCGCACAUGCGGUUCCCACCUUAUCGUAAUAUGUAUAUUUUACUUUACCGUGGCCUCCACGAUAGUGUCCAGUCGGACACUCCAGGAGCUCCCCCGUCCCAUUCAUGUAAUAUUUUAUAUCUGCACUCCCUUUUGCCUCCAUUGUUGAAUCCUCUUGUGUAUGGUAUGCUGACCAAGGAGAUUAGAAACUCUGUAAAGAAGAUGAUUGGAAAGAUAAAGAUUCAUCCAUGA
Staurois parvus is the source of this 1026-nucleotide messenger RNA. The record is from the annotation of a GenBank genome assembly. NCBI's taxonomy places the organism in Eukaryota, Metazoa, Chordata, Amphibia, Anura, Ranidae.